Messenger RNA from Brienomyrus brachyistius, 2708 nucleotides. Its product is annotated as cytoplasmic phosphatidylinositol transfer protein 1-like. Gene Ontology annotation, molecular function: phosphatidylinositol binding; phosphatidylinositol transfer activity. NCBI's taxonomy places the organism in Eukaryota, Metazoa, Chordata, Actinopteri, Osteoglossiformes, Mormyridae. The transcript is spliced from 10 exons. Bases 555 to 1496 code for a protein of 313 amino acids. Gene Ontology annotation, cellular component: cytoplasm. The record is from RefSeq and is a predicted model, not a curated record. Gene Ontology annotation, biological process: phospholipid transport.
UGAUCGGGGUGUCCUUAAGAAAAGGCACCUGGCCCCUCAUGUGAGCAUUAAGCCACUGCGGUAACAUGCUGUGCAGUUAAAUUGAGAGUACAGCCCCCGUCUCUUAUCUCCGCUUUUAACGAGGAAUACGCCUUUCCUGGGUGGGCACUGCGCGUCCUUCAUCGCGUCGCGUACAAGAACAACUCGCAACUGAGUUGUUCAGUUAAUUAAAUAGAUCUGCAAGAACAUCUAAUUUUUCCACUGGACGUGUUCUCAGCUAAGUAGGAGAAUGCGGUGAACGGCACUGACAGCGAUGGAAGUCCACGGAUAUGAUUCAUAUAAUUAAAAAGAGAGAAUAAGGAUUCGAAACGGAUUCAUAAAUAGUGCAGUUAAAGCAAUACAAGCAGAUCACUGUAUUGACCCUCCAAGUCACAAGAGCUCUGCCAACGAAAUUAACUGAAGUGAAUGACGAUUGCGAUAAGAUCUCUGGAACGAUUUGGAGAAGCUCACAGGAGCUGGAGUGCGUUUGCUUUCUGCCGCACCAUCAGUCAGUUCAGCACACGUCCUCAGACACCAUGCUGCUGAAGGAGUACAGAAUCUGCAUGCCUCUCAGUGUGGAGGAGUACAGGAUAGGGCAGCUGUAUACCAUAAGCAAGCACAGUCACGAGGAGAGCCACACAGGGGAGGGGGUGGAGGUGGUGUGCAACAAACCGCACAUGGACCCAGUUCAUGGCGAAGGGCAGUUUACGGAGAAGAGGGUCCAUCUAUCCAGUAAGCUUCCCAGUUGGGCCUAUGCUGUAGUGCCUCGCCUUUUUUACAUCACAGAAAAGGCUUGGAAUUACUAUCCAUAUACAAUUACUGAGUACACAUGCUCCUUUUUGCCGAAGUUUUCGAUACACAUAGAGACAAAAUAUGAAGACAACUGCGGAACUAAUGAAAAUAUUUUUGUCUUGGAGAAAAAUGCCUUUGACACAGAGGUGUGCUUCUUGGACAUAGCCCAUGACGACAUCCCAGAAAGGCAUUACAGAAUCUCAGAGGACCCCGGGAUUUUUUCGUCGACUAAAACGGGCCGGGGUCCACUAAAGAAAGGCUGGAGGGAGAACGACAACCCCGUGAUGUGCUCUUACAAACUCGUUGCAGUCAAGUUUGAGGUUUGGGGCCUUCAGACGAGGGUUGAACAGUUUGUUCAUAAGGUAAUCAGGGAUAUUUUGCUGGUUGGACAUCGGCAAGCCUUUACAUGGGUGGAUGAGUGGUAUGAUAUGUCCAUGGAGGAGGUGCGAGAGUUUGAGCGGAGAAUUCAGAGAGCCACCAAUGAGAAGAUUGGCUUGCUGACCCCCACCAUCUCCACGCAAAUAGUUCCACCCAUGGUAGGUAUGCACUGUAGCGCCUCCAGCGGCCCCUCCACUCCUGUCAAUGCAGACUCUCCGGAAUUCCUAAGUUUGCCCAAAGAUCGGCCACGGAAGACCUCAGCACCUGACACUCUGACUCUUCCAGAACUAAAGGAAGCCGCCAAUUGACUGCUUCAGAAAUAUAUAAGCCUGCACUUUCCACUUAUUCUUUUUCAAAGGACUCAUUAUCUUAUCAAGCUUAUGUCAUUACCAGGGCUGUUGUUAGGCCUAUUUUAAGGGGGCUUUAGUUCCCCUAAAAUGUUUUUUAGCCCCUACUGUACCUGCAAAUAAAUGUGUAUUUAUUGGCUUAAGUCAUGAAUAGUUUGCCAUCAGCCCUCCCUAGUAAUGACUGAGCCCCCCUAUCCAUUCAUCUCUAUCUACUUACUUACUGCCAUGGAUCUGAUUUGCUUUAAUGUUCUGAAAACCCUGCAGCGCAACUCUGGGAGAAGAUGAAAAGGACAAUGAGGAAUCAUUUUGUUUUUAUUUUCAAACGACAUUUUAUUUAAUGUAUAAUGUUGGCUGUUACAAAUAUUUGAAGUGGACAGAAUAGUAUGAGGAUUGGGGUCUGGGCAUUCUAGAGAACCCUUGCAAUAUUGUAACCUGAACACUAAAGAUGGACACUUCAUCUCAUUUAAUCAAGGGAAAAAUAUAUCUAUUAAACUGGGGGAUACUUUGUUCUGCUUUAAAAAUCCUAUUUGUAUAUGCGAUACAGAAUACAGAAAAUAAAUGUUAUUUUAAGCUGUCUUUAGGAAUUAGAAAAUCUUGAUAUUUUCUUCAUACAGGUAGGUAGCGCAAUUGGAACACUGAAAAUGAAAGAUAAGCAAAUCCCUUUGCUAAUGGAUUUGAAUAUGAAAAAUGCAACAUUUUGCCUUUUUUAGCUGAUUCUCUUAUGGUUAUGUUGCCAAGAUUCGUAAUAGUCUAGUAAAAGUAAUUAUAUACAGUACUUUUUUAUAGAUAUGGUAACAUUUUUAUCUAUUUAACAUGGUAUUCAUAUUUAUGAAAUUGUACUACGAUAUUUAGGUUGAUCACAUGUAGCUCUGCUGAUAUUCUUUCACAAACAAACACUUAAGUAGAAUUACAUGGAAAUGUCAUUAAUUAUAUCUUAGCUAAGGUAAAGUUUACAUAGUUUUCAGAGACCAUUUGACUGCCUGACAUAUUUUUGGGAGAAAGACAAAAUUAAGCUAGGUGUCUAAUUAGAGUUUUCCACUUUGAAACUAAUUCAAAUAUUUAGAAGGGUUCUUAAGCUAAGAGAUUUGUAUUAGGUUUAUCAUAUGAAUGAUAUCUCAAAUGUCUGAGUUUGUGUUAUUUUAAUAUGUAAAAAUAUAUUGGUAUCACUGCUAA